AUGGAUUUUUCGGAAAGAAAAGUGGUCACACCAGCACAAAGAAAGAAUGGAUUAUAUGAAUUGUAUGAAUGGGAAGGGAAAAAGGUUGUCGAAGUGAAUAGAUUCAACCCAUUAGACAUUUUCUUGGUUUGCUUGGUUCCAUCAUUGACUGGUUGUAUCUCGUGUAUUGUGAUUGCUUUGUUGUACCACCAUGACGCGAUCUCAAACUAUAAUUGGCAGUGUGGGAGAGCUCGCCUCCCUUCCCUCUCCCGAAUCAUCAAUCUACCGCUAGAAAGAACGAUUUGGCAAAUGGUGAUCUUAUAUCAUGCUCCAAUGAGGGUCAUCGGCUUAGCAACCGGCUUCACUCGCUUCGCACGACUUCGCUCGAAUCUUUGCUCAAACACUGAGCUAUUCGAAUUAAGUAGGUACGCUUAUUUGGGCUUUGGCGUUUUGGAGUUGGGCUUGAUGAUUGCCAUUUCGAUUAUCGGAGAGAGGGAGAAUAUUAAACUUCACGUCGUUCUCUUCUACGCUUUUGGUCUCGUCGGAAUGGUGCAUUUCUUUGCUAAUAUUUAUUGUCAUCGAUACUCAAUCUAUUUUCUCAAGCCAUAUGGUGUUAUGGCCUAUCGUCUAAAAGUGCUCUUCUUUUGUAUGUAUGUGCUAUCGGCGCCCGUUUUGUGCGCCUCAUUUUUCUUGUAUUGGAAAGCUUGUAUUACUGUUGCCUAUGAUAUUUUCGCGAUCACCGAGUACGCGGGUGUGGUGAUCAACAUUUCAUUUCAUUGUUUAGUCUUCUUCGAUAUCCGACAUAAAGUAAUCUUUUCUGUGAGACAUUACGAGCCUUUACCACCAAAACCUAUCGCCGUCACUACCGUAAUCCCUGUGAAUCGAGUACCAUCGAUUCAGCAAAGAAGUCGGGCACAGGCU
Molecule: messenger RNA, 900 nt
Organism: Mesorhabditis belari
Lineage: Eukaryota; Metazoa; Nematoda; Chromadorea; Rhabditida; Rhabditidae
Source: the annotation of a GenBank genome assembly